Messenger RNA from Sphaeramia orbicularis (orbiculate cardinalfish), 2523 nucleotides. It is a transcript of the gene hsp90aa1.1, whose product is annotated as heat shock protein 90, alpha (cytosolic), class A member 1, tandem duplicate 1. The coding region runs from base 131 to 2305 and encodes 724 amino acids. Lineage: Eukaryota; Metazoa; Chordata; Actinopteri; Kurtiformes; Apogonidae. Gene Ontology annotation, biological process: protein folding. The transcript is spliced from 11 exons. Gene Ontology annotation, molecular function: ATP hydrolysis activity; ATP-dependent protein folding chaperone; ATP binding. The record is from RefSeq and is a predicted model, not a curated record.
AACACACCAAGAGAAACUUACUGCCCACAGGAGCAGCGCACACUUGGAACUCUUCAAGAAGAGAAGGCGACCACAGUGAUUCUUUUGACAGCUAUCAUAGAGAGGUGACAGAAGACAAAGUAUUUCGAAGAUGCCUGAGAGCGCUGGACAUGUUAUGGAGGAGGAGGUGGAGACCUUUGCCUUCCAGGCUGAGAUUGCUCAGCUGAUGUCCCUUAUUAUCAACACUUUCUACUCAAACAAAGAGAUCUUCCUUAGAGAGCUCAUCUCCAACUCCUCAGAUGCCUUGGACAAAAUCAGAUAUGAAAGCUUGACAGACCCCAGCAGACUUGAGUCAUGCAAGGACCUAAAGAUUGAAAUCCGGCCUGACCUGCAUGCUCGCACUCUCACGCUGAUUGACACAGGUAUCGGCAUGACCAAGGCCGACCUGAUCAACAACCUGGGUACAAUCGCCAAGUCUGGCACCAAGGCUUUCAUGGAGGCUCUGCAGGCUGGAGCUGAUAUCUCCAUGAUUGGGCAGUUUGGUGUGGGUUUCUACUCUGCCUACCUGGUGGCUGAGAAGGUGACGGUCAUUACCAAGCACAAUGAUGAUGAGCAGUACGUGUGGGAGUCUGCAGCUGGAGGCUCAUUCACAGUCAAACCUGACAAUGGGGAGCCCAUUGGCAGAGGCACUAAAGUCAUUCUUCACCUGAAAGAAGAUCAGACAGAGUACUGCGAGGAGAAACGUGUCAAGGAAGUUGUGAAGAAGCACUCACAGUUCAUUGGCUACCCUAUUACACUUUUUGUGGAGAAGACAAGAGAGAAGGAGGUGGACUAUGAUGAGGGAGAGAAGGAGGAGGAAGUUGAGAAAGAGGCUGCUGAGAACAAAGACAAGCCUAAGAUUGAAGAUGUGGGCUCUGAUGAGGAUGAGGACUCUAAGGAUGGCAAGAAUAAGCGCAAGAAGAAGGUCAAGGAAAAGUACAUUGAUGCUCAGGAGCUGAACAAGACCAAGCCUAUCUGGACCCGUAACCCUGAUGACAUCACCAAUGAGGAGUACGGAGAGUUUUACAAGAGUCUUACCAAUGACUGGGAGGACCACCUGGCUGUCAAGCAUUUCUCUGUGGAGGGUCAGCUUGAGUUCCGCGCUUUGCUCUUUGUGCCGAGAAGAGCUGCUUUUGACCUGUUUGAAAACAAGAAAAAGAGAAACAACAUCAAGCUGUACGUGCGCAGGGUUUUCAUUAUGGAUAAUUGUGAGGAGCUGAUUCCAGAAUACCUUAAUUUCAUCAAGGGUGUGGUGGACUCUGAGGAUCUGCCCCUGAACAUCUCCAGAGAGAUGCUGCAGCAGAGCAAGAUUCUCAAGGUCAUCCGCAAGAACUUGGUCAAGAAGUGCUUGGAACUCUUCACUGAGCUAGCCGAGGACAAGGACAACUACAAGAAAUACUAUGAGCAGUUCUCAAAGAACAUCAAGCUUGGCAUCCAUGAAGAUUCUCAGAACAGAAAGAAGCUGUCUGACCUUCUGCGAUACUACACCUCUGUCUCUGGAGAUGAGAUGGUUUCCCUGAAAGACUAUGUUUCACGCAUGAAGGACAACCAGAAACAUAUCUACUACAUCACUGGUGAAACCAAAGACCAGGUGGCCAACUCUGCCUUUGUGGAGCGCCUUCGCAAAGCUGGCCUUGAGGUUAUUUACAUGAUCGAGCCCAUUGAUGAGUACUGUGUACAGCAGCUGAAGGAGUACGAUGGAAAGAACCUGGUUUCUGUGACCAAGGAAGGCCUGGAACUGCCUGAGGAUGAGGAUGAGAAGAAGAAGCAGGAGGAACUCCAAGCUAAAUUUGAAAACCUUUGCAAGAUCAUGAAGGACAUCCUCGAUAAGAAGAUUGAGAAGGUUACAGUCUCCAACCGCUUGGUUUCCUCCCCCUGCUGUAUUGUUACCAGCACCUAUGGCUGGACAGCCAAUAUGGAGAGGAUCAUGAAAUCUCAGGCCUUGAGAGAUAACUCCACCAUGGGCUACAUGACAGCUAAGAAGCAUCUUGAGAUCAACCCUGCACAUCCAAUCGUUGAAACCUUGAGGGAGAAGGCAGAAGCUGACAAGAAUGAUAAGGCUGUGAAGGACCUGGUCAUCCUCCUGUUUGAGACUGCACUGCUGUCUUCAGGUUUCACACUGGAAGACCCCCAGACCCAUGCCAACCGCAUCUACAGAAUGAUUAAACUGGGUCUUGGCAUUGAUGAUGAUGACUCUACAGUGGAGGAUCUUAUUCAGCCUGCUGAUGAAGAUAUGCCUGUUCUAGAAGGAGAUGACGAUACAUCAAGAAUGGAGGAAGUUGACUAAAAAUAUUUAGUAGACGCUUUUUUUCUAUUUAUUUUUUUGCUAUUGCAAAUAGACAUUUCAAUCUUACACAAUUCUGUUUUCUGUAACAGUAUCAGUAACUGUUGAAUAAAUUAUAUUAAAAAUGUUUUAGGCUAUAGACCACAGUGUGGCAUAGCAGUACAUUUUAUCAGCUGCUUAAACAUACUUACAACCAGUAAGAGUAAUAUAAAGUCAUUUGG